UAUGAGGCGGGGAACCGCAGGAAAGAGGGGGGGCCGGUUCUUUCCCUGGCGAUUAACAAUUCUGGUUCCUUCAGCUCCGUUAAAAUCAUCAAGUUCAACGAAAGAAAAACUCUCAGCUUCACAGGCUUGGACUAUGUCGAAUCGGACUCUCAUCUGGAUAGGCCUCUGAAGACUUGUUUAUUUGACAAAUCACUAACACCGGGAGGCAUCAUGGCAAGCAAGCCGAACUACGUCUUGGUCACUGGAGCAACAGGCUUCAUUGGCGCCCACGUUGUCGACGUCCUCCUCUCUCGAGGCAUCAAGGUUCGAGGCGCGACCCGCUCCCCCGCCAAAGGUCAUGCCAUGAUCGAGGCCAGGCCACACUUUGCCGACAGACUAGACUUCGUGCAAGUCCAAGACUUUGAGAACACGGGCAUUUUUUCCGAAGCGAUCAAAGACGUUGAUGCCGUUAUUCAUGUUGCCAGCCCAUUCACCUACGAUACCAAAGACAACGAGAAGGAGCUUAUCAUACCGGCCAUCAACGGCGUACGCUCCAUCCUGGAGGCAGCAGUGACAAAUUCCAAAAUUAGCCGCGUCGUCAUCACGUCUUCGUUCGCAUCGGUCCUGGACGCCAACCGCAAAGCGCCCCCCUACUUCACAUACACGGGCGACGAUUGGAACCCGCUGACCUACGCCGAAGCUGCAGCACCAGAAACAAGUGCCGUCGUCGCGUACCGAGGCUCCAAGAAGUUUGCCGAGCUCGCCGCCUGGGACUUUGUUAAACAAGAGAAGCCGCACUUCGACAUCGUGACGCUGUGUCCCCCGAUGACGUUCGGCCCGGUCGUACACCCAGUCGGCAGCGUCGACGAGCUGAACGAGUCCAACGCCAUGCUCUGGAGGAUCGCAAGCGGAGAGACGCCUCUCCCCGUGGCCCGGGUCCCCUUUUGGAUCGACGUCCGAGACCUCGCCGUCGCGCACGUCGAGGCGCUCCUUCGGCCCGAAGUUGGCGGCAGGAGAUACGUGCCGACCGCGAACGACCGGUUCUCGUACGGCCUGGCGGCCAGAAUCAUUAUCGAGAACUUUUCUUGGGCCAAGGGUACCGUUGCUGAGGAGGAGCAUAAGAUCGACGAGUCACACGGCCUGGACGGGGAAACCGCAGCGAAAGAGCUGGGACUGGAGUACCUCACGUUCAAUGAAACGGUCGUUGACCUAGUUAGGCAGGCUAAAUCUUUGAAGAGUAGUAUGGGGCAGUAGCCGCGGGAUGAGAAUUGGCAAACUUCCGUUCGCGAGGAGGCGAUAACCCGGAACCCCUUCCCGCGGCAACGCCGAUCUCUCUCGAGUCGAUACGGGAAUCCUGCGGCGAAUCAUGGCGAACGGCGAAAGUCCGGUACCGAAGCUUUAUUCGGUGGCGAUUGUGAUGCCAGACCACCCA
Colletotrichum navitas is the source of this 1411-nucleotide messenger RNA. RefSeq names its product NAD dependent epimerase/dehydratase. Bases 211 to 1233 code for a protein of 340 amino acids. Lineage: Eukaryota; Fungi; Ascomycota; Sordariomycetes; Glomerellales; Glomerellaceae. The transcript has 3 exons. Gene Ontology annotation, molecular function: oxidoreductase activity, acting on the CH-OH group of donors, NAD or NADP as acceptor. The record is from RefSeq and is a predicted model, not a curated record.